Arachis duranensis is the source of this 1553-nucleotide messenger RNA. RefSeq names its product UDP-glycosyltransferase 83A1-like. Gene Ontology annotation, molecular function: UDP-glycosyltransferase activity. The record is from RefSeq and is a predicted model, not a curated record. Lineage: Eukaryota; Viridiplantae; Streptophyta; Magnoliopsida; Fabales; Fabaceae. The transcript is spliced from 2 exons. Bases 53 to 1417 code for a protein of 454 amino acids.
CAUCACUUAGGAUUUCUAGUUUCUCUUAGCCACACAAAAAUUCUUCACAAAGAUGGGUCUGAAACAUGUUCUAGUUCUGCCAUUUCCAGCACAAGGCCAUGUGAACCCUCUAAUACACUUAUCACACAAACUAGUUCAACAUGGCUGCAAAGUUACCUUUGUCAACUCUGACUUCAACCACAAGAGAGUCCUUAAUGCAAUCAAGAAUCUUGAAGGUUCAAAAAUGGAACUAGUGUCAAUCCCUGAUGGGCUAGGACCUGAAGAAGAUAGAAAUGACUCUGGUAGUUUGAUUUCAGCAACGCUGAGAACCAUGCCUAGUGCUCUUGAGAAGCUCAUAAGAGACAUUAAUUCCAUGGAUGGUGGGAAUAACAGAAUUACUUGCAUAGUUUGUGACACAUAUGUGUCAUGGGCCUUGGAAAUUGGACAAAAGCUUGGAAUCAAAGGUGCUGUUUUCACACCUACAUCAGCAGCUACUGUUGCCUUGGUCAAUAACUUCCCAAAACUCAUUGAAGAAGGAAUUAUAGACCCUGAUGAUGGAUUCCCUAUUAGGAAAGGGAGAUUUCAGUUAUCUCCAGAAAUGCCUAAUAUGAACAUAGCUUGUUUGCCUUGGUCUUGCAUUGGUGACUUAGCUUUGCAAAAGCUUGUAUAUCAUUACCUUAUUAAGACUUUAAAAUGGUCACAUUUAACAACUUGGUGGCUUUCCAACACAACCAAUGAACUUGAACAUGGAGCCUUAUCCUUAUGUCCAAAUAUCCUACCAAUAGGACCAUUCUUGAAGGAGACUAGUGCAGAUGUUAGAUCAUUAGGACAAUUUUGGGAAGAAGACUUUUCUUGUUUGAAUUGGCUCAAUCAACAACCACCAUGUUCUGUUAUAUAUGUUGCAUUUGGUAGCAUCACUGUUUUUGACCCGACCCAAUUCAAAGAACUAGCACUUGGACUUGAACUUACUAAUAGACCUUUUUUAUGGGUUGUGCGUGAAGAUUUCAAUAAUAGUGUUACAAAUCAUAAGUACCCUGAUGAAUUUAAAUGCACUAAGGGUAAAAUUGUCAAAUGGGCACCCCAACAAAUGGUGCUAAAACACCCUGCUAUAGCUUGUUUUAUUAGUCAUUGUGGUUGGAAUUCCACUAUAGAUGGUGUGUCCAAUGGUGUACCUUUUUUGUGCUGGCCAUAUUUUGCUGAUCAAUUAGUAGACAAAACUUACAUUUGUGAUGUUUGGAAGGUGGGUUUGGGAUUUGAUGAAGAUGAGAAAGGGAUUAUAUCACGUUGGGAGAUAAACAAGAAAGUGGAACAACUCUUUGGAGAUGAAGAUAUUAAGGGAAGGUCGAAGAAAUUGAAGGAUAUGAUUAUGAAUAACACUGCAAAAGAUGGCAAAUCUACACAGAACUUGAACAAGUUUGUGGAGUGGCUCAAUGAAUAAAGAAUGAGAAUAUUCUUCUUGUACUUGUGAAAUUUUUUGUGUCUCCUGGUUCAAAAUUGACACAUCUAUGAUCAAGAUACUUAGAAUUCAAUGUGUUCCAUUUUUCUUUUUAUCUUUAGAGUAAAUAAGUUUUUUA